This is a messenger RNA of Funneliformis geosporum, 174 nucleotides long. The record is from the annotation of a GenBank genome assembly. Lineage: Eukaryota; Fungi; Glomeromycota; Glomeromycetes; Glomerales; Glomeraceae.
AUGACAACAGUUAGAAAAGGAGGUAGACAGACAUAUGGUACGCUGAACUCGUUUAAAAGUUCACCCAAGAAGUUUUCGACACUGAAGGUGACCAAAGAAUGGUCAGACAAAGAAAGAUCAACAUUUAUGACUUCGCAACUCGUAAAAUUAGAAACAACUUCAGCUGAGGAUUAA